CCACUCAAGGGGGAGUAUUGAUAUUACCUCGAGGACAAUUAAAAUUUAAUGAUGCUGGAAGUAAACAAAAAUAAAUAAAUAAGUAAAUCCGGUGGACAGGAGGUACAGUUGCUAUCAACAAUGUUCCUCUCUUCUUUGCACUGCACGGCAGAAUUUUUGCUUAAAGUUAGAAAAAUGUCUUGGGAUUAUUUUCCACCCAAAAUAGUUGGUUUAAGAAAGCUGCGGUGGAGCUUAUGUGUUGUGUAAUCACGCUGACUGUGUUUUAAAAUCCUCCUGCAGCAUCAACUACAUCCAGUUCAUAGUUCACAGCCUUCCCUGAGGCACUUGUUAAGAAUUUCUGCAGAAGUCCUCUGCCUUUAAGUGGGCCCGGGUGACGUCGCUUAGCAUUGAACUCUAGAAGCGGGCUCCAAAGCUGCACACAAAAACAAGAGGGACGCGGGAAAGCAGCGUGGAAGUUCAAAAAACGCCCCCAGCAACAAUGCUUCUCAGGGUAAAACACUCAGUCCAGCGCCUGAAUAACUGCGCUCCUGUCCUGCGGAAGAAGACACUCGGGAGGUUUGCUUGGACUCUCUGUGCAGCAGCAAAGCGAAAUGCAGGUGAAGCAUCUGGGAGUUUUAAGUCGCAUUUCCCCACGCAGUGCUGCAGAAAGCAUGCGUCUGAUGCUGCGUACAGCCGAGUCUUCGCGGCGGCCAGGGACAACCCUGAGAAGUUUUGGGCUGACGUGGGGCGCGACAUAAACUGGUUUGAGCCGUGGAGUAAAACUCUGCACGUUGAGGAUCCGGUGUUCCCAAACUGGUUUGUCGGCGGAAAGCUAAACAUGUGCUACAAUGCCGUCGAUCGACACGUAGAAGGCGGCCGUGCAGAGCAGCCUGCGAUCAUAUACGACAGCCCGGUGACCGGAACUAAACAGAUCAUCACUUUCAGGGAACUUCAGGACCAGGUGUCCAGGUUAGCAGGAGUCUUGGUGAAGAAUGGGGUACAGAAAGGAGACCUUGUUGUCAUCUACAUGCCCAUGGUGCCACAGGCCAUGUUCACCAUGUUGGCCUGUGCACGGAUCGGUGCCCCACACAGCCUCAUUUUUGGCGGCUUCGCCUCUAAAGAGCUGUCUGUCCGCAUCAAUCACGCUAAGCCCAAGCUGUUGGUUACAGCCUCAUUUGGCAUCGAGCCAGGCAGAAGAGUGGAGUACAUCCCUCUGGUGAAGAAGGCCCUGGAGAUGAGCUCUCACAGGCCCACGAAAGUCCUCAUCUACAACAGGCCGAACAUGGAAAGGGUAUCGAUGAGUCGCGAGUUGAGCCUGGACUGGGAUGAAGAGAUGGCCUCUGCUAGGCCACAUGACUGUGCCUCUUUGCCCUCCAACCAUCCGUUGUAUGUACUCUAUACAUCUGGGACCACUGGGACGCCAAAGGGUGUUGUGCGAGACACUGCAGGCUAUGCUGUGAUGCUGAAAUGGACCAUGUCAAAUAUUUAUGGACUCAGUCCCGGAGAAGUUUGGUGGGCAGCUUCAGACCUAGGCUGGGUGGUUGGCCAUUCUUAUAUCUGCUAUGGUCCUUUGCUACACGGUAACGGCACUGUUCUCUAUGAGGGAAAACCUGUAGGGACUCCAGACUCUGGGGCCUUCUUCCGUGUCUUGUCUGAACAUGGAGUCUCUUCAAUGUUCACAGCGCCCACUGCUAUGCGUGCUAUCCGCCAGCAGGACCCCCAAGCUACAAUUGGAAAAAAAUAUCCACUGACCAGGUUGAGGUCAUUAUUCGUGGCAGGAGAGCGAUGUGAUGUGGAGACCCUGCAAUGGGCAAAAAGGAACUUUGGAGUUCCUGUUCUGGAUCACUGGUGGCAAACUGAAACUGGCUCAGCUAUUACUUCCAGUUGUAUCGGUCUGGGAAACUCACUCACGCCACCUGCAGGCCAAGCUGGCAAACCGGUUCCAGGUUACAAUGUCACAGUGAUCGAUGAUAACAUGCAGGAGGUGAAGCCAAGAAGUCUGGGAAAUAUUGUGGUGAGAUUGCCUUUACCACCUGGGGCAGCAUUGUCUUUAUGGCAGAAUCAAGAUCUGUUCAAGAAACUCUACUUCACAAAGUUUCCAGGAUUCUACGACACCAUGGAUGCUGGUUUUAUGGAUGAGGAGGGCUUCCUUUACGUCAUGUCCCGGUCUGAUGAUGUCAUCAACGUGGCAGGCCACAGGCUCUCUGCUGGAGCACUGGAGGAGUCAGUGCUGCAGCACGCUGCAGUGGGAGACUGUGCUGUGGUAGGGCAAGAAGACUCUCUGAAGGGUCAUGUUCCUUUGGCUCUGUGUGUGCUCAAGAAUGGUGUGCAGAAAACGGAAGAGGAGAUCGUGAAUGAGAUCGUGAAACUUGUGAGAGACACCGUCGGUCCAGUGGCUGCCUUUAAGAAAGUGCUCUUUGUCCGCGGGUUGCCAAAGACACGUUCUGGAAAGAUUCCUCGCUCCUCUUUAUCCAAUCUGGUCAAUGGCAAGCCCUACAAGAUCUCUCCAACUAUUGAGGACCCGGAGGUGUUUAAAGACAUCGAGAAGCAAAUAGAGAGAGCGUUCAGACACGGUGCAGCCUGAGUUCAUCAGUGGGAUGCCAACUGGACAGUCUGAGCAGUUUCUGGCAACACAAAAGUCACUCCAUUAAUAAUAAGUGUGCAAAAAUGCUCAUGCUACGCACAAAGUGCUGCAAAUGUGAGCACAAUUUCUCAGUGAAAUAAGAAACUUUUCUUGUUUUCUAAAUUAAGAAAAGGUAGACAUUGAUGUCUAGCCUUUGGAAACCAGUCCAGAUCCACACAAGUGGAUUCAUAUUUCUAUUUUGAAUGGAUCAUACAGUUAGAUCUAGAAAUAAUUGAAUAAUCAUUUUUAUGAUUCUGGCUAUCAGUCAUGAAACAAAAGUAAUGCAACUAAAGUGCAGACCUGUGUGUUUAAUGCAAGGGAGUGAACAAAAACGUCAUAUGAAGCAUUUAGCAUUUGUUAAUGUAGUCACUUUAUGUUACUAACAAAGGCUAAAUCCAAAUGAAUGAACAGCUUUAGCUGGAACGGCG
Messenger RNA from Pundamilia nyererei, 3030 nucleotides. RefSeq names its product acyl-CoA synthetase short chain family member 3 (gene acss3). The record is from RefSeq and is a predicted model, not a curated record. NCBI's taxonomy places the organism in Eukaryota, Metazoa, Chordata, Actinopteri, Cichliformes, Cichlidae. The transcript has 16 exons. Gene Ontology annotation, cellular component: mitochondrial matrix. The coding region runs from base 479 to 2563 and encodes 694 amino acids. Gene Ontology annotation, molecular function: propionate-CoA ligase activity.